UUGAACUUGACCCUUGGGGAAGACUUGGGUGAACAUGAGGAGCUUUCGGGUGAGGCGAUUGCUCGGGCAAGGGUGCAGAUGUAGGACAGCCAGGGGCCUCCCUGGCCGAAGCAGAGAAAGCUUUGAGUCAGGUGCGUGACGGUGGGCUGGAAGCCGCUGUGGAAACCCAAGGGCGGUGGUCAGUGAGGUGACCGUGACUCACGCAGCUUCUCUCUCCCAACACAGGCCAUGCCACUGAGACAUUAUCUCCUUCUGCUGGUGGGCUGCCAGGCCUGGGCUGCGGGCUGGGCCUACUAUGGCUGUCCUAGCGAGUGCACCUGUUCCCGGGCCUCCCAGGUGGAGUGCACAGGGGCACGGAUUGUGGCCGUGCCUACCCCUCUGCCCUGGAAUGCUAUGAGCCUGCAGAUCCUCAACACGCACAUCACUGAAAUCCCGGAGUCCCCCUUCCUCAACAUCUCAGCCCUCAUCGCCCUGAGGAUGGAGAAGAACGAACUGUCCAACAUCAUGCCAGGCGCCUUCCGCAACCUGGGCUCGCUGCGCUACCUCAGCCUUGCCAACAACAAAAUACGGAUGCUGCCUCCUGGCCUCUUCCAGGGCCUGGACAAUCUGGAAUCCCUCCUUCUGUCCAAUAACCAACUGGUUCAGAUCCAGCCAGCCCAGUUUUCCCACUUUGGUAAUCUUAAGGAGCUCCAGUUGCACGGCAACAAUCUGGAAUAUAUCCCUGAAGGAGCCUUUGACCACCUGGUGGGACUCACCAAGCUCAACCUGGCCAAGAACGGCUUCAAGGAUCUCUCACCUAGGGUCUUCCAGCACCUUGGGAACCUCCAGGUGCUCCGGCUACACGAGAACAGGCUUACGGACAUCCCCAUGGGCACUUUCGAUGCCCUUGGCAACCUCCAGGAGCUGGCCCUCCAGGAGAACCAGAUUGACAUCCUCUCCCCUGGCCUGUUCCACAAUAACCGCAACCUCCAGAGGCUGUAUCUGUCUAACAACCGCAUCUCGCUGCUGCCCCCUGGCAUCUUCAUGCAGCUGCCCCAGCUUAACAAGCUCACACUCUUCGGCAAUUCCCUGAAGGAGCUCUCCCCGGGCAUCUUCGGGCCUAUGCCCAACCUGCAGGAGCUUUGGCUGUACAACAACCACAUCACCUCUCUCCCUGACAACACCUUCAUCAACCUGCCCCAGCUGCAGGUUCUGAUUCUCAGUCACAACCAGCUCAACUCCAUCUCCCCGGGAGCCUUCAACGGCUUGACGAAUCUGAGAGAGCUGUCCCUCCACACCAAUGCUCUACAGGACCUGGAUGGAAAUGUCUUCCGGGCGCUGGCCAACCUGCAGAACAUCUCCCUCCAAAACAACCGCCUCCGACAGCUCCCCGGCAGCAUCUUCGCCAACGUCAACGGCCUCACGACCAUCCAGCUCCAGAACAACAAUCUAGAGAACUUACCCUUGGGCGUCUUUGAUCACUUGGUGAACCUGUGUGAGCUUCGUCUCUAUGACAACCCCUGGAGAUGCGACUCGGAUAUCCUCCCACUUCAUAACUGGCUCCUUCUCAACAGAGCCAGGCUGGGGACAAACACUCUUCCUGUGUGUUCCAGCCCAGCCAACGUCCGAGGCCAGUCUCUUGUCAUCAUCAAUAUCAAUGUCCCUGCGCCCAGUGCCCAGGGUCCUGAAGUAUCUAGUUCUAGCUACCCGGAAGUGCCACGUUAUGCAGACCCUGAUCUGUCGGGGUCAUCCAGCUAUCCCGACAGCACAUCCAUUUCCUCUACCACAGAGAUCAUCACACCCGUAGAAGACUACACCGAUCUGACCACCAUUGAAGCCACCGAUGACCGCAACACGUGGGGCAUGACCGACGCCCAGACGGGGCUGGCUAUCGCCGCCAUUGUGAUCGGCAUCAUUGCUCUGGCCUGUUCCCUAGCUGCGUGCAUCUGCUGCUGCUGCUGCAAGAGGAGGAGCCAGGCGGUCCUGAUGCAGAUGAAGGCUCCCAAUGAGUGCUAGGGAAGCAGGCUCCAACAGGGCUGGGGAAGAGUGAAACCAGAGGACCAGAGAAUGGCAUCAUUCAGCUUCCAAACCUGGGCCCACACAGACAAGAUCUGAUGGUCCCCCCCCCCAUUUUUGUCCUGAGUCUUCUGUAGAGAAACAGGCAUUUCAAGAGCUCCUACUUCCAGAGAAAUCUAAUUGGUCAUUAAACAAACAAACAAACAACCCCAGAUGGUUCUAGGUCAAUGCCUCGGCAUCCAUCAGAGGGACCCUCCACCAAAUCCUCACUCCUUCCAAGAACAAGCUUCCUUGCACCCGGCCCCUCCCAGCCUCUGCAGACUUAAUGAUGACAAGGCCUGCUCACAUUAUGAGAUAGUUCUCUGCCGGGACAGCCCAUGCCUCAAAGUAUUAUAUAAGGUGAUUUCUUUUCUCUUGCUUCUCUUUUUGCGCUUGACUCUGUCCCCAAGGACAGACUUAAGUUCUCUCUGUGAGAAAGUUUGGAUCUUUUAGCUCACUUCGCUGGCUUGGAGGGCGCUCUGCAAGACAGAAAGACACCUCUGCUGUCUGUUCCCAGACAGAGUUGCCAUCAGUGCCUGUGACAACAAGUUCAGCCUUUCAGAGAAGAAUGUUUAAAGCCGCAGGCUCUCCUUCGAAGAUCUUAGCCCUUUGUGAUGUAAAAGUGCGCAGUUUCUAAAUUCUCAAAACAUGAAAACCAGCUCAUUGAUAAUGGCUGAAGAACACAAGCCUGGGGUCCUUGUCCUCACCCCUACACUUUCCCUUUCUUGGGAGGGAAGUCAGGGCUGUGCUGAAGGAUCACACACAUACAGAAAAGUGGGAGUGUGAUAGAGUACAUCCUGGUGAAGUCUCACAAUCUGAAUAGGUAUCUGUGUGAUCAGCAUGAUACCAAGAAAAUGGUAUCACAGUGUCUCCACUCCAAGCUUGUUCUGAAGGACUUCUGGAGAUGCUGUGGACUUUCUGGCUUUCCACGGGCUAGGGAGGGAUCCUCACAGUCUUCCCUACCCCUCCGUGGGCAGCCUUUGCAAAGGCCCAGCUGUCAGGAGUGGAAGAGAUGGAGGUACGGUCAGAACAAGAGGCAACCAAGCUGGCCAGACCAGAAGCACCCGAACUACAGUAGCCUGUGCAAGUACGCGUCCUCGCUGCCAACAAACGCUGUGCUGCUCAUCAGUGCCCCUCUAUCCAUCCUUUUAUGGGUAUUAUAUGCCCAUAUCUGUUUCCAAUUUUUGUUCUCCAUUUGGGGGAAGAAAAAAUAGCUCCGAGAUGAGAUCUUCCAAUUGAAUAACCAAGUGUAAUGGAAACCAGGAACCCUUCUGCACUGUGGUCAAAUUCUUCAUCCACAUGAGUCAGCUGGUAGCUAGACUACAGGGUGUUCACAGGCAGCAGAUAGCAGGGCAUGCUGGGAGGUCACAUGAGGGUGUGGGCUGGCUCUGUGGAACCUUCUGUCUGGGUUCUGGUUAUGAGCUGAAUGGUUUAGUUUAGAGUUUUCUCUUUGAGUGACAGUCACAACACAUCUGCCUUGCCUGUGUUUCUUGCCACACAUGUGUCUAUUUCCACACUUUUAACAGUUCCGAGCAAGGUGACAAAGCUCUCUCAGCAACGAAAUGACCAAACACAGUGGCGCACACCUUUAAUCCCAGCACUCAGGAGACAGAGGCAAGCAGAUCUCUGAGUUCGAGGCCAGCCUGGUCUACAGAGUGAGUUCCAGAACAGCCAGGGCUAUGUAGAAAGACCCUCCCUCAAAAACCAAACAACCAGGGAAACAGAGAAUGUCAGUUUUUCCUCUCAAUGAGAGGAGGACGUCAGCUGAGCACAGGGAUCUGGUAAUGUAUCUCCAGCCUGCAGUGGUGUUUACAGGGCAAAUGAGAAAUCCCUUUGAGUCUUGGCAACAGAGAGCUUACAGGAUAUCCAGGCCUCCCCUCCAGUUCCCCAACAGAAUAGUCCAGAAGGAAUGCGUGUGAGAACCUGCACACCCUGCCCCAGGGAAUCUGAUGUCAGUCAAAAGCUAUCAUUCCCCCCAAGGCCAACCCAAAGUGUUUGCAAAGUAUCUAUAGCAUCUGGUACACAUGGACCAAGGCUGUCCCCAACUCCAGAGUGAGUGUGAACACGGUUCUGCUGACUGUGACCUGCGGGUGGGCCUUGAGGUGAAGAGAGGGAGCCGAGCCUGCUUCAUGACACAUGGAAGCUUGGCAUGGUACUGUGCUCUCCAGAACAACCGUCUGAUGCUCCUUGUGAGCUAUGUCCAGCCUCAGUGGGCUAGGGAUGGAGAGAGGUGGAAUCCGCAGCAUCCAGUGUCCCCUGCCAGUUUUAACCUGGAACCAUUGGCCACUUCUGACAUUGGCCGUGACAGUGAUAUAUCUUGCUGGCCCAAAGGCUGGGCUGGGGGCAGCUAGCUGUCUUCUAAUGGCCUGCCUGGGAGCUCACAGGUAGUGAGCAAGGCGACAUGGGAGCCUUUUCCUUUCCCCCCACUACAGUGUCCAGAUGGAGUCAUCAGAUCUGCUCCUUACUGAUGGGCCUUUCGGUUUUUCUCCAUCUUCUGGUCAGAGAGGGAGAUGCUGGGAACACUGGUGGGUGGAGGACCCUUUCCAAUAGGAUAAUGCAUCUUGCUCAUUUUCUUGGGGCUGGAAUGAGCUCUGUGGUCCCUAGACGUCCGUGGUAAAGUGCAGAGCUCAGCUCCCUUGCCCUCUGUGCUCACUGGUUUCUGGACUUCUGUCACCAGCAUUUGUGUGGAGAGGGGAGGGAAGUCGGGGCUGUAAGAAAGCCAAUAAGGGCCAGCUAGAGCCACCGUGUUAACGGAUGUUUGGGGCCUGGGUACCCUUCAAGGCUCUCGACGUGCAUUCUCCUUUGAACCCUCUUGACUCCUGGUGAAAUUCGUCCCACAGGUAUCCUCUUGUGUGGGGGCCUUUUCUGCAUAGUGCCCAACAAACUCCAUACAAAGCCUCAUGGGCUGUCUAGGGCUUUCAUCAGGAGACCAAAGGAAAUAGGCUGUACACAUACAGCUGGGUUCUUGGAGUUUCUCACUGGCAGCCACACAGUUCCCACAGGCAUCCAGAUAGAACUGCAGAAUCCACUUCCAGCCUUGGGAAAGACAUAGAAAAGUAAGCCGAUAACCCGAGUCAGGAAGCAGGCCUCGCGUGUAUCCUAGACUUAGCUCCAAGCUACUCUAAGGUUCAGCCCCAGGCCCCAUGGUCAGAACCAGAUCUGGCCACUGAAUGAUGAUGAUCUAAAGGAAGCCACCAGUGUGGUUCAGACAGAGAGGGCAGCAGGAAGCUUCUGGGUGAAGCACCACCCAGUCCCAGGGCCCUUCCCCUAAGCAGAGAGUGUCCUCGCCUCCCACAGCCUUUGCUCUGCGUUCUAGAGCAGUCAUGCUUGCUUUGUUCAACGAUCUUUGCAAAUAGUCCCAGAUGCUUGGAAUUGCGUUUAGAGAUUUCUAGGCCCCUGGAGUUUUAAUAGAAUGUGAGCCCUGGUGGGCAGGGUUGGGGGUCUGUCCUUUGCUAGAUGCCGCUUGUGAUAGAUUUGGUGUACAGAAUCCACAAUAAACAUAUA
Molecule: messenger RNA, 5538 nt
Organism: Peromyscus maniculatus bairdii (prairie deer mouse)
Lineage: Eukaryota; Metazoa; Chordata; Mammalia; Rodentia; Cricetidae
Gene: Lrrc15
Product: leucine rich repeat containing 15
Cellular component (GO): plasma membrane
Molecular function (GO): protein binding
Source: RefSeq, a predicted model, not a curated record